Bombyx mori (domestic silkworm) is the source of this 5870-nucleotide messenger RNA. It is a transcript of the gene bbg, whose product is annotated as dentin sialophosphoprotein. The record is from RefSeq and is a predicted model, not a curated record. Lineage: Eukaryota; Metazoa; Arthropoda; Insecta; Lepidoptera; Bombycidae. The coding region runs from base 358 to 5028 and encodes 1556 amino acids. Gene Ontology annotation, molecular function: protein binding. The transcript has 8 exons.
GGUUGUGGCAGGGCGGUUGAAGCGGUGAGAGCGCGGCCCGGUUGCGACCGGUCGGCCCCACCGCUGGUCUGCAGCGCACACGCCGCUCCGCGCCGUCGACGUCGCGACGCUCGCUCGCGCUGCGCCCGUGAGCGCUAUCUCGUAGACUACAUCUCACAAAUUACGAUUUUAAAUGAAAAGCCCCGCGGAACCCACGCAACUACGAUGUUUUGAACGUUGAAAAAGUGUGGGACGUUGCUGACAAAGUGGUUACUUUAUUAUUGUACGUGACGAGAAACGAAAACAACUUAAACUGUUACGAAUUGUUGGGAUCUGAUCCCGCGGAAUCUACUCCGCCGAGUGUGCGUAUUUCGCGGUAUGGCGGCAGAAAUAGCCGUCGAGGAUUUUGUCACCAUUGUCCCGGUCGGUGAAGGUCGGCCAUCUCCGAAAGAUCCAUCAUUCGUUACCGUACUCACUGUGGGUGCUACGACUGGCGCUUCGGAGGUCAUUGUACGGAGGCCACGUGGAGAAAGACUUGGCCUCGGACUCAAAUUUGAAGGUGGAUCAGCCGCUGCAGAAAAAGUUAGAAGACUCUUGGUGCAAUCAUGUGCAGAAGAUAGUCCAGCAGCAAAUGCUCAGGCACCCUGGGGAAAAUUGAUUCCGGGCGAUGAAAUCUUAGCUAUCGACGGCGUUCCCGUUUCAGAACUAACUAGAAUUGAUUGUGUGCGACGCCUAAAAGAUUCAGAUGAAACAUUAACAUUAUUAGUGCGUCAUUUCGAAAUGAACGACAAAGAAGAAAAUAGUGUUACGACGAAAUCUAAAACGACAUCGAAACAAUCAACUGAUAUUAUUCGACCAACGACUUUACCACCGCCAGUGCCUCCAAGAAAGUUAGGGAAAAAGAAUUCCUUUAAAGAUAAGCUCAUAACUUUUGGAGAACAGAAUUGUAGUGGCAAUGUGAACCCACCAAAUUUUAAUACAAACGAUAAGGAUAUUAUGAACGGAAAGCACAACGGAAUUUCUACUAUUACUAAGUUAUCUCGUAAGUCGUCUUUUGAUAGUCAUAUUCAUCGUCAAAACAAAGAAAGCUUGGCUUGUUUUAAAAAAGGUUCACCAGAAGAAGUAAGACGACUAGUACGUAGAUUGUCAGACGGUAAAGCAGUGCCCCCUGAUGCCGAAGUAUAUUUAGAUUUAUUGUCAUCAACCGAUUGGGAACGCUGCUUAGUAUUGGCUGAUGCAGAGUCUGAUGACACAGGCAGCUCCAUUUCAACAGUAGUAGACAGACUUGGGUCGAUGGCGAGCUCGGUCGAAAAUAGUAUUCCUUCUACACCGAUAAUGCAACCAAAAACUAUUGAUAUCCAAAAAGUGUUGAAUUGUAUUGAAAAUAUUGAUACUAAUAUUCUUAAAGAUAUCACAAGUAAACAAUUUAUGGAGAAACAAUAUGAAAAACGAGAAGAGUCAAACAAUGUAGACAAGGUGACUCAUGGCAACAAUACAAACGUUUCAACGUCAAUGUCUAGCGAGGAAAAUAAACAAACAGCGACAAAACGAUUUUUUGGCAGUGACAAAAAUAACAAUAGUACAAACCUUGCAACUAAACAUGAGAAUAUCGACACAAAUCAUUUAAAAAAUAACGAAAAUUCCGAUCAGAUUAUAGAAAAACCCAAACCCAUGCCACGGAACACGAAAAUAGAGAGAUCGGUUAGUGAAAGAAGACCCAAACGUAUUCCGGUGCCAGACGUUUCGCCACCACCCAUGCCCGAAUCAUUACUGACACCAACAAAAAAGAAUUGUAUCGAAACGUGGUUGCAGCGCUCUGAAGCUGAAAUGAAUAACACAAACGCAGAAAAAAUUCAAGAUACUACGACACAAGAGGUGCUACCGCGACUAAUUGAUUUCGUGCCUAAGUCUCAAUUUAAAGAGAGCAGCAAUGAUUCGCCAACUUUAACGCGACCCACUACAGCGCCGCCGCCGCCGCCGACUGAAACACGAGAAGACGGCUCUGGAGCAUCACUUGACACUAUCGGAGAAUUAGACGAAUCAACCGACGUCACGGACAGCAUCAAACCAAUAGUCGUCCUGGAGACAAAAGAGCGAAAAUCGUCGUUUGAAAGAACCUUUUGGGAAGAUCGUACCAAUAAAAGUGAUGCUGAAGACAAAAGUCUUUCUAACGACGAAACGCCACUUCCUUCAUGCCCGAGGCAGCCACCAGAUGGCGUUGAAACUCCAAGCGAUGCAGUAGAAAAAGUUCCAGAUUUGCCCUCACGAUUGCCACCACGGCUGCCUCCCGGCUGGCCUGGCGCGCGUUCACGCUACUCGUAUUCAUCGAGAUCACAGGAUGCUAGGAGUGAAGCCAGUGUUAAAGAUAAAAUUGCAAUGUUUUCAAAUGACAAAUCUACAUCUACAGAAAGAAUAGACAAAUGCGGUACCCUUCCAACGCGUAGUUCUUUAGCUGUGAGAAAGAACAGUACCUCAUACAUUGGCAGUUUUUCAGACGUUUCUUCAUUGGAUAGACGUCUAACCAAGUCACAAGACAAUCUUGAUGAAACUCCCCGUGCUUAUAAGAGACAAACAGAAAGACCAGAAGUUUUAGGGGGUGUUGAAAGUGUGAACUAUUCUAAUUAUAGCACGACGAACAUGAACAUGAAGCCCCUCCAAGCUAACAAUAAACCAUUGUUUUAUGGAAGUAGUACUGUUUUAUCAUCUAAGCCGGAAACAUCAUUUGUAAAAAAUGUAUAUCAUGCGCGCAGCGUUAGUGAUGAUAAUGGCAGUACAGUUAAUAAGUCCAAUCAUAAGUCAAACUUAGAAUAUCUCAUCGAACAAAGAAAGAAAUCAAUGUCCAAAUUAAAGGACUUAGUUAUUCCUGAAGUCCGCGGCCCAAUUGUUGAUUUACCAGAAAUAAAGGUACAAGAUUCUCUUACAAAAUCAUUACAUUUGAAAUCAGAAAAAAAUUCGAACAGCUCUAAAUUGGAUAAAACAAAUAGUACAAAGAUUGUGCCCCUUAAUGACAAUAAAUGGAAAGUUAACCUUUUACCGAACAACAUACCGAAGUAUUCGCCAGCCUUCAAACGAAAAUCAUUACAAGUAUACACUCCUUCGUCACUGUCUAAAGAAUCUACUCCUGAACGUAAUUUCAACGAGCGAGUUGAGGCAUUUAAUAAAAUUAAUGUAAAAUCGAAUGCACUAAAUUCAAUGAGAUCUUCCCUCGAUUCUGAUAUAAGAAUCGGCCAUUUAUCGUCUUCAGUAAUUUCCAGGACUUUAUCAAACGCUACAGAUUAUAUGAAAAAGGAUUACAAAGAAGUUAUCAAUUACGCCAGAGAAUUCAAAAAUGUUGAAAUUAAAAUGUGUACUGCUACGGACGUUGUGGAUAGCGAUAAUGAUUCUGCCAUGAGUUCGACUCAGUCAAGUUAUCGAUCCUCAGCUUCCUCUCCAAUGCAUACAAUCGAGAAUAUAGAAUCUGAUGGUGCACGUUUAUCCCCAAAAAUAUCACUUUAUUCCACCUAUUCGGUAAUAAAAUCUGAUGUAGGCACAAAGCCUACACAGUUAGAAAGAUCUUGUGAUGAAUAUGUUAAGAGAAAUAUAUGCCGUUCCGUGUCGUCUGACACCAAUGUUUCCUUGAGCUCCUCAGCGGGUUCUGCAGCAACAUCAGGGUCACAAGCAAGUUGCAGUUCUCUAGAAAGCUCUGUUGCCGACUCAGAUAAAAGAAGAGCUUCGAAGACCUACGAUAUUGAUACAAUUAAUCGGCGAAAUAUUCUUGCUUCAGCGAAAUGCAGAAGUGGACGAGAUGCUAAACUUAAAUCGCCCGUUGUCGAAGCUAAAUUCUCUCACGAGUCUGGUGACAGGUCUCCGAGUCCAGUAUUUAAAACGUCUGAACGCCUUUCUACGCUCACGCCAGUGGUGAGCGCUAUAUCGAAUAAAGGUGAAAACAGACGACGUAAUAAAAUUGUAGCUGAAACUGACUCAGAUAGUGACAGCGAUGCUAAUCUAAGGGUAAGGAAAGCUGAAUAUAAAAUAACGAGAUUGAAACGAAACUCGAGCUCAUCGAACAAAACGAAGCAAAAUGAUGCAAAUUUAGAAAGUCCGAAAUCAGAAGAUGCUCCUAAACUCAUUUCUGAAACAAUUAUAAAAGAAAUUAAGAAGGCUGGACUUGAUCAAUACAAAAACAAUAAUACUAAAGUCGCUCAAUCUAUACUUGAUAAAAGUAAAACUGAUGUUAUCAAAACUGAAAAUAUUUUGGAUACACAUGAUGAAAAUCGUAACAGUAAAAUUGAUUUUAAACAUAAAGAAAUAAAAAUUAACAAGGAUAAGGAGUUGAUAGUAGAAAAAUCAUCUAACAAAACAAAUGGGUGUCAAGAUGAGUUAAGUAGUCAAGCCAUCGUUAGACCUGUGAAAGAUGUUAAAAUUACAACACAAUACAUUCGACUCAAGCGUGGAGCUGGUGCAGGAGUUGGAGUUAUUUUAGCUGGUGGUAUUGAUUGUGAAGCUAAAGACGUUACUGUACAUCGAGUAUUAGCAGACAGUGUUGCAGCACAAGCAGGAUUAAAACGAGGCAUGAAGAUACGUAGCAUCAAUGGGUGCGCUACGUCUGGUUUGACACACGCGCAAUCUGUCAGUAUUUUAAAGGAGCAACGCUCUGAAGUUGUUAUUGAAAUUGAAAAUGAACCUCAAGAAAGUGCUAGCACUGUAAGAGGCGGCUCUGACAAAGCGGAGUCGAAUGUCCGGCAUACCGAAAAAGAGGUAGCAAACAAUAAUCAAACGUCAGACGCUGUGGUGUCUGUGGUGCUGGAAAAGGCUGGCGGAGGAGCGGGUCUAGGUUUUGGUCUUGAUGGAGGCAGAGACUCUCCACGGGGUGAUUUUCCUCUUACCAUUAAGAAGCUUUUUGCUGGUGGUGCAGCAGCGUUAAGUGGGCGUGUUCUAGUCGGUGCCGAGCUACUUUCGGCUGGAGGGCAGUCAGUCGAAGGAUUCACUCGUACACAAGCUUGGGCCGCACUCAAAUCUUUACCGGCCGGUCCUGUUACGCUGGUUCUCAGAAAUCCUAAACAAACAUAAACGUCAAAUCCACGUAAACGAUCUGACAUUUAAGAUAAAUACAGCUCUAAUAAAUUUAGACUGUAAUUGCACUGAGCGCGUAUUUGUAAAUACACGAUCGAAUAUUAAGACUGCAAUUCGUAUUGUUGAAAUUGUUUAUUUAUUGAUUCGAUUUAAUUAAUCCUAGUCUCAGCGCCUACGCUGCGGUGGUACAGUUCGGAACUGUGCAAAUUUUGUACUUACGAAUGACAUUUUUAUUUAAUAUUGUGCCAUUAAUAAUGUCUGGUUAAGAACGACGCAUUUUAUUUCGUGAUCAAAGGUAUGCUCAAAGCAUUAUGUUGGUUCUAUGCGUUAAUGCAGGCAUUUAGGCAGCGUGUAUUCCUGAGUGCAAUUUUUCAUUAUAAAAUGCCGAGAUCGAAGUUAUAAAACAGUCAAUUCAAUUGUUAUGUAAUCUUAAAUUUAAGAUAGUUUUAGUAAGUACUAACAUAAUUCUGCUUUUCAUGCGCAUAAUAUUAGAUGCUAUCGGUAUAACCAAGUUACGUUUUAUUUAGUUUUGAACCUCUUGUUUUGUUGUAUUUUUUUUAUUUUAUUACGAUCUGUAAUGUAUAUGAGCAAUGCUUGCCAUUUAUAUUCGUCUGUGAAUAGCCUUAUCUUACCACUAAACAUAUUUUAUUGUAUGCAAUACAUUUUAGUUUUUGAAGCAUUUUUGUAAAUAUUCUUUAAAUUACUUUACUCAUUAAUAAUAUUUAUCGAAAUUACUAAUAAUAAAAAAAUAUAAACCUAAUUUUUUGUCGAAAAAACACUAAUUGUUGUAUUUUGCUAGUGACUAUUUUAUGCAAUCUCAAAUAUAGUUUUCAUAUUAA